GCUGAGUCAUGGCUUGCGGUGGGCCAUUACUGAAGUACAGACACCAUGAGAUAGACUAUAUGACAAGUGAGGCAUUACAGCAUGAAAUAGCCGCUCAUAGUAGCCUAUUUCCAGAAGGAGAGGAAGCAGACGUGUAGGAGUGGCAAUGAUUGCUGCGGCUUUUUUGGUCUUAUUGAGACCCUUAAGUAUCCAGUAUGUAUUAUUGCUAUUAUUGCUUUUGGUAGGAACUGUCGCCACGAUCCUGUUUCUCAGUUCCUGGCAUCGGAAGCUCCGUAAUGAGAAAAUUCCCAUAAAAUCUGUGCUCACAAGGCGUUCGAGGAGUCGUGCUGGUUUCCGGCCGCAUCAUUUUCGCUCUGAGGUAUGUCGUCACAGUCCACGUCAUGCGAGGAGAAGCGCACGCGCGCGUGUUUCUGAAGAGAAGCCGCUCAUUGAGAGCGAGCCGGACUCGAGCGCGGCCUUGAGGAAGCGCAGAGUGAAGAAGAGAGUCCAGCCCGAGUUUUAUCACUCCGUGCAGCUCACGCCAACACGCAAACCAAGCUCCGGGUCUGGGAACGCGUCCCUGCGCUGUUCUAUGUCUUCAUCGGCAGAUUUCUCCGAUGAGGAAGAGUACAGUGUGAAAUCUGGGUCGGUGUCGCCGGCACCGGGGGACACGUUACCGUGGAAUUUACCCAGACACGAGCGCUCGAAGCGGAAGAUCCAGGGAGGAUCCGUGCUGGAUCCUGCCGAGAGAGCGGUGCUCAGAAUCGCAGAUGAAAGAGACAGAGUCCAGAAAAAGACCUUUACAAAAUGGAUAAAUCAGCACCUCUUAAAGGUACGAAAGCAUGUGAACGACCUGUAUGAGGAUUUGCGAGAUGGACAUAACCUUAUCUCCCUUCUGGAGGUGUUGUCCGGUGAGACACUGCCGCGAGAGAAGGGCCGCAUGCGCUUCCACAGACUACAGAAUGUACAGAUCGCACUGGACUUCUUAAAACGACGGCAGGUGAAGCUGGUGAACAUCAGGAAUGAUGACAUAACGGACGGAAACCCAAAACUGACAUUGGGAUUAAUAUGGACCAUAAUUCUGCACUUUCAGAUCUCGGACAUCCACGUGACAGGAGAGUCCGAGGACAUGACAGCCAAGGAGAGACUUCUGCUGUGGUCCAAGCAGAUGACCGAAGGCUAUGUAGGCGUCCGCUGUGACAACUUCACUACCUCGUGGAGGGAUGGACGACUGUUCAAUGCUAUUAUUCAUAAGUACAGGCCCGACCUGGUUGAUAUGAGCAAAGUAUCGACACAAAGUAGCAGAUCCAACUUAGAACAAGCUUUUGGUGUGGCCGAGCAGCUUGGUGUGGCCCGACUGCUGGACCCAGAGGAUGUGGAUUUGUCAUCUCCGGAUGAGAAGUCUGUCAUUACUUAUGUAUCAACGUUAUACGACGUCUUCCCGAAAGUACCGGAGGGUAUGGAGGGCAUCAGUGCAAAUGAUGUGGACAUUAAAUGGGUUGAAUACCAGAACAUGGUGAAGUACCUCAGCCAGUGGAUCAAACACAAUGUGACUGUUAUGUCAGACAGAAAUUUCCCCAGCAAUCCUGUGGAACUUAAGGCACUUUAUACACAGUAUCUACAGUUUAAAGAGAAUGAAAUACCACCGAAAGAAAACGAAAAGGCCAAAAUCAAGCAUCUCUACAAAAUGCUAGAGGUGUGGAUAGAGUUCGGUCGCAUCCAGCUCCCUCAAGGAUACCAUCCUAAUGACGUGGAGAAGGAAUGGGGCAAGCUGAUCGUGGCAAUGCUGGAGAGAGAGAAGAGCCUGAGGCCUGAAGUGGACAGACUUGAAAUGCUACAGCAGAUUGCAAACAGAGUUCAGCGAGACUGCGUAGCCGGAGAGGACAAAUUAGCGUUAGCGCGGACGGCUCUGCAGUCGGAUGCCAAACGGUUGGAAUCAGGAAUCCAGUUUCAGAAUGAAGCAGAGACCGCUGGUUACCUUCUGGAGUGUGAGAACUUAUUGAGGCAGCAAGUGGUGGAUAUCCAGCUUUUACUGGAUGGGAAAUUCUACUUGGCUGAUCAGCUCGUUCAAAGGGUAUCUAAGCUCCGUGACGACCUGUUGGCUUUGAGGACAGAGUGUUCAACCGUCUACAGCAAAGGACGCACACUGACCUCAGAACAGACCAAGAUGAUGAUCUCUGGCAUCACGCAGAGUUUGAACUCAAACUUUUCCCCAAACUUCAGUGCCGGACUGUCUCCUGCGCUCACUCACGGAGGCCUGGUCACAUCGGGCGGCAGCCCUGCGAUGAGCCCAGCUAUGACACCCAGCAUGCAGCCUGCCGUGGUCCAGACUUACCUCAGCAGCAGAGGAGGAGGAGGAGGAGGAGGAGGAGGAGGAGGCACGGAGCCCGGGGUCCUUCAGCAGCUCAAACACAUGCAGAUCCGCAAGCCCAUGCUCAAAUCCUCAUUCCUGGAUCCCAACUUGACCGAGGAUGAGGUUCAUAUGAAGUUUGUGCAGGAUCUGCUUAUCUGGGUUGAGGAAAUGCAGGUUCAGCUUGAUCAAGCAGAAUGGGGAUCUGAUCUGCCGAGUGUUGAAUCAAAUUUAGGAAAUCAUAAAGAUUUUCACAAAGCCAUCGAAGAAUUCCAGAUGAGCAUUAAAGAAGCCAAAAUGAGUGAGAUUCAGAUGACCCAGCCACUGAAGCAGAGUUACUCUGAGAAGCUGAAUAAGUUAGAAAGCCAGUACAGGAGGCUGCUGAAAUGUUCCAGUGAGAGGCAGAAACACCUGGACAGCCUGUAUGAUUUUGUGUCCCGCGCCACUCAGGAGCUGAUCUGGCUCAAUGAGAAGGAGGAAGAGGAAGUGGCUUUCGACUGGAGUGAGAGGAACAGUAACAUUUCAAGGAAGAGGGAUUAUCAUGCAGAUCUCAUGAGAGAACUGGAUGACAAGGAGGAGGUGAUCAAGUCAGUACAGGAGAAGGCAGAGAGCCUCCUACUGGAGAACCAUCCUGCCAGAUUGACCAUCGAGGCAUACAGAGCAGCCAUGCAGACUCAGUGGAGCUGGAUACUGCAGCUCUGUCACUGUGUGGAGCAACAUCUGAAAGAGAACGCUGUCUACUUUGACUUUUUCAGCGAUGCCAAAGAGUCAUUGGAUUACCUUAAGAGCCUCCAAGAUGCCAUCCACAGAAAGUACAGCUGCGACCGAAGCAGCAGUUUACAUCGCCUCGAGGAUCUAAUUCAAGAGUCCAUGGAUGAGAAAGAACAGCUCCUGAAAUACAGCAGCACAGUGGGUGGAUUAGUGGGACGGGCAAAGUCCGUUGUUCAGCUCAAAGCCCGCAACCCAGAGAAUCCCAUCAGGACCUCCUUACCCGUCAAAUCCAUCUGUGACUACCGCCAGAUAGAGAUCACCAUUAGCAAAGAAGAUGAGUGUGUUCUAGUGAGCAAUUCUCACAGGGCAAAGUGGAAAGUGAUCAGUCCAUCUGGAAAUGAGGCCAUGGUGCCUUCAGUCUGCUUUAGUGUACCACCACCCAACAGGGAGGCCACUGAAAUGGCAAGCAGGAUCGAGCAGCUGUAUCAGAAUGCUCUGGCUCUGUGGCAUCACUCUCACAUUAACAUGAGCAGCCUCGUGUCCUGGCACUAUCUGAUGACUGACAUCCGCGCCAUCCGCAAAAGCAGUGUUGCCUCGAUCAAGACCCUAUUGCCAGGUGAUCACGAGCAGGUGCUGAGCAGCCUGCAGUCCCACUUUGAGGACUUCCUGAGGGACAGCGAUGAAUCGGAGGUUUUCACGGUGGCUGAUUGUGCCCAGCUGGAAAAGGAGGUUCUGGCGUGUAAGGAGUACUAUGAGGAACUCCUCAAAUCUGCAGAGAGAGAAGAACACGAGGAGUCCGUGUACAACCUCUUCAUAUCUGAGGUGCGUAACUUCCGCAUGCGGGUGGAGGGUCAUGAGGAACAGCUGAUUCGGAAAAUACGUACCCCGCUAGACAGAGACGACCUGCAGGAGUGUGUGCUGCGCAUCACCGAACAGGAGAAGAAGAAGGUAGAGCUAGAUAGGUUGAAGGAUGACCUAGAGUGCCUGAGAGAGAAGUGUGACGUUUUCCUCAGGCAAGCAGCUGCCUCUCCAUCCGUCCCUACACUUUCCUCUGAGCUCAACAUCCUCACGCAGAGCACAAACCAGGUCUACUCCAUGUGCUGCAUCUACCUGGAGAAGCUGAAGACAGUGAGUUUGGUGGUGAAGCACAGUCAGAGUGCCGAAGCUCUGGUCAAACUUUAUGAAGCUAAGUUGUGCGAGGAGGAUACAAUCAAUGCUAAUAUCAAAUCUAUCGAUGGCGUCAUGAGCACUCUUAAGCAAUGGAGGUCUGAAAUCGAUGAAAGACGUGAGGUAUUCCAUGACUUGGAGGACGAGCUGCAGAAGGCACGGGUGAUCAGUGAGCGAAUGUUCAAAACGCACAACGAGAGAGACUUUGAUUUGGAUUGGCACAAGGAGAAGGCCGACCAGCUCAAAGAACGAUGGCAAAACAUCCACUCUCAGAUUGAAAACAGGCUCCGAGACCUGGAAGGCAUCAGCAAGUCACUUAAGUACUACAAAGACACGUAUAACAGCCUGGAUGAAUGGAGCAAAGAAAUGGAAGCCAAGCAGCUCAAGGCCCAAGAGAAUCAGCCCGAGGACAGCAAGGCGUUGGCCGAGUUCCUUAACCAGCAGAAAGUUUUGGUCACAGAAAUUGAACAAAAACAAAGCAAAAUUGAGGAGUGCCAGAAGUAUUCAGAGCAGUAUGCAGUUGGAGUGAAAGACUAUGAACUGCAGUUGAUGACUUACAGAGCCAUGGUUGACUCUCAGCAUAAGUCUCCAGUGAAGAGAAGGAAGAUGCAGAGUUCCUCUGACGUCAUCCAGCAAGAGUUUAUGGACCUUCGAACACGUUACACAGCCCUGGUUACUCUGAUGACGCAGUAUGUGAAGUUUGCCGGUGAAACACUGAAGAGGGCGGAAGAGGAUGAGAGGAGGAAGUCAUUGGAAAAUGCAGAGUACUUGAGCUGGACUGAGAGCAUAGAGCUGCAGAAAUCUGCAAGUGAAGAGGAGAUCGCCAGGCUUAGGCGUCAGGUACUGGACCUCGAGGCUUCGCUGUCUAACAGGCAACAGCAGCUGGACAUCCUGGGGGCAGACCUUGAGAUGCAGAAAAAGUCAAUCGAGGACUUAACCUUACAUAAAUCAAAAGCUGAGUAUGAGGCUCAGAAAUACCGUGUUGAACUAGAAGGUGUGAUCAAAAGCAAGGGUUCCAUGGAGCAAGAGUUGAAUCGUGCUCGACAGCAGGUUCAGCAGUCAGAGGCCAAACAGGCCUCGCUGGAAGAGAGCCUCCGCAACCUUAUAAAAAGCAUAGAAGAGAGCACAUUAGCCCGUAAGAAGCUGGAAGAUCAUUUACGUCGCAAGGACAGUGAUGUACAGGGCCUGGAGGAGCAUAGUCGCACGUUAGAGCGAGAAAUUAGGGCUAAGGAAGACGCCGAGGCAGAGCUUCUAAGCCAAGUGAGAAUCAUGGAAAUGGAUCUGGCCCACCAGUCAGAAGUCAGGAUGAUGCCAAGUGAAUCCAGGUUGGGUUUCUCCAAAGAAGGUGCACAACUGGCAUCUUUUAAAACCAGUUCUUCAAUAAUCCAUUCUGAAUCUGAGGCAGAAGUCCUACAGCGCAAAAUGGAGGAGCUCAUUAUGGGCAAGAAGCGAGCUGAGACUGAAAUCAAGUCCUUGAAAUCCGAAUUGAACUCAAUUAUUGUCCACAAAACUGUGGCUGAGGAGAAAGCUCAACGUUUCAAAGAACUCUUGGAUGAAGCAAACAACAGGCUUUUGAAGCUACAAGUGGAAAUGGAUGCAGAUAGGUCCAACAUGAGACAGAAAUCAGAGGAGUUGAGACAAGAAACUUCUGAACUAAAGAAGUCUGUCUAUGUGUAUCAAGAACAAAUCAAGUCUUUCCAAAGAGACAAAUCUGCUCUGGAGCAAAGAGUGCUGUUCCAGAAGACAGAGGUCGAUGGUCUAAAAGACCAGCUCAAAGUCAAUCAAGGAAAACUUCUACAGUGGACCUCUUUGGAACAGGAGAGCACUCAUAAGUUGAGGUGCCUGGAAGACGAGUUGUCUUCCAAACAGUCUGAGGUAGAGCAGAUGACAUUCAAGGUGAAUGAACUUAACAGAAAGAAUCAAUUAUUGGAAAGUGAUACCCGUCAUCUUAAGGUAAGUAUUGAGUCAAUCCAGCAGGACAAAUCACAUGCUGACCAAAAGAUUAAAACCCUGAAAGGUGAGGCAGAGGUUUUGAAGGAGCAACUGCAGAGAGCCAAAGACGAAAUCAAUCUGAAGACCAGAACAGAGAAGGAAGCUCAACUCAAAAUCAAAAACCUUGAACUAGAGCUUCAGAAAUGUUCCUUGCAAGUGACCCAGCUUACCAAGAAAGUAGAAGAACUGAAGAAGAUUAACAUGGAGACUGAACGGUCCAUUAAAAAUGUGAAAGUUCAACUUGAUAGAGCAUCCAUUGAGAUUGACAGUAAGGAACAGCAAAUUAAUAUACUCAGAUCCCAGGCAGAAAGUGCAAAAUCUCAGGUAAAAAUUGUUGAAAAGGAACUUCUGAACAAAACACAGGUAUCUCAUGAGCUUCAAAUCAGACUUAAAGAUUACAACGAAGAAGCCAAAAAGACAGCCGAGCUGCAGCAGAAGAUCAAGUCUCUAACGUUGACCAUCACCAACUAUGAAAAAGAUAUUUCAAAUCUCAAAGCAGAGCUGAGUUCUAUAACCACUGAGAGGAAUCUGGCUAAUCAGAAGGUUCAGGAACAUAAAGUCGAGAUAAAUAACCUGAACAUGGCUUUAAAAAAAGCCAUAGGAGAAUCUCAAAGGGAGUCGUCUGAAGGUAAAAAGAGCUUGUCAAAAGUUCGAGAACUUGAAAAUGAGCUUUUGAAAUGUAAGCAGACAAUUAGUAGGAUCAGUGGAAGUUCAGAGAAGGCCACAGUAAGCCUGAAACAGGACAUUUCAUCCCUUCAGAGGGAUAAGCAAACUGCUGACCAGAAGUUACAGGUUUUAAAAUGUGAAUUUGAUGAUAUUAGUUCCACUCUAAAAAGAACAAAAGAUGAGCUACAGCGAGUGACUGACGAAAACAGGUUAAGUCAGUCCAAACUCAAAGAACUGGAGGCAGAACUCCAAAGGAAAAGUUCUGUUAUGCGAGAAUUGAGCUCAAGCGCAGAUAAAUCUGUACUGAAUUUAAAACAAGAACUAGUCACUUUUCAGAAGGAUAGGAAUGCUGCAGAAGACAGAAUCACAAGUUUAACUCUGCAGACGUCAGAGCUGAAGCAGAAGUUGAGACAAACCCAGGAAGAGCUUAAACAGAAGCAAAAUCAAACAGCAGCUGCUGAGUUGAGAUCACAGAAGCUUGCUGAACAAUUGGACAACUGUAAAAAGAUGCUUAACGAUCUCAAAGGCAAACUCGACUUACAAAAGAAAGGCUAUGAGACUCAACUGCAGCUAGUGCAGGCUGAAAUGGUGCAAAAGCUUUCGCUGCAGGAAUCACGCUUAAAGUUGGAGCAUGAGAGGAAAUUAAAGGAGCACUCACAUACUGUGGAAAGUGCUGAGAGAGACAACAAGCACCUGUCUCAAGAAGUGGAGAAGCUGAAAACAUUAACUUCUAAUGCAACAAAAGCAAAGCAAGAGGCUGAAGAACACCUCUGCAACGUACGCAUGCAGUUGGAUGAAUCUGACAGGCAGAGGGGAAUACUUGACCUUGAACUUCUCAAAGCAAAAUCAAAGAUUUCUGAGUUAGAAACGGAAAAAAUCAGAGUGAAAUCCAGUAUUUUUCAACUUGACAAUAUUCACAAAGACAGCUCAAACGACAUAUCAAGGUUUAAGCAAAUGUUGACAGAGACUGAGCAGAAAUUGGGCAUCUCAGAAAGGGAAGCAAGAUCUCUAAAGGAACAGAUUGUUUCGUACAUCAGUGAAAUUAAGUCUCUACAGGAGAAGAAUCUGAAGCUUGAGAUAGCAGUCAAUUCUGAGAAGAAGCAGCUAAAAGAAUUGGAGGCACUCGGACAUGCCAGUCAUCAGUGUGCUAAAGAUGAAGAGCUGGCAAAGCUAAAGACUGAACUUCAGCUGACUCAGAUAACUGUUGUGUCAUAUGAAGAAGCGAAAAGGAACAUGGAGGAGGAACUCAAGAAAAUGAAAAUGAGCUCUGAGAUAGCUACACUGGAAAAGGAAAAAGUGCUGGAGGAGCUACGAAAAGUAAAGCAAAGCAAACUGCAAGUGAUCAAUGAGAGAACGCUGGAAUAUGCUACCAAGGCAACAGAAAAUCCAGUUUCACUCCAGAAUUCAAAUGCUUUUGAACUACACAAAAACCAAGUGAUGGCUGGUAACAGUCAGAGUGAGAUGACUGACACUAUACUUGGGAAAAGCUCAGUGUCUGAUAAAGGCAGGUCUGGUAAAAGUCAGACUGUUUCAUUCGAUAUCAUUGAUUCUGAUUCCUCCAUCGAUCUUGCUUCUGGCUCGCCUGUAACAAGUAAAUCAAAAGUGCUAAAAAUGGAGUCUUCUUCCAAUAAAAUUCAAGGUCUCAGAGGACAGAUAAGUAUUAAAAAGUUGGUAAAAACUAAAAUAAUUACUCAGGAAAUUGCACUCAACUUGCAAACAGGCCUCAUCACUAUAGAGGAGAUAGAAGCAUCACUUGCUCAAUUCAUUGGUAAACCAUCCUCAAUUGCAGGUGUUUACAUGGAGUCAAGCAAGAAAAAGCUGUCCUUCCUAGAUGCUGCUGCAGGAGGAUUUAUAUCUAAAACCUAUGCCAUUGAGUUUCUGGAAGCACAAGCUGCCACAGGAUGCAUCAUUGAUCCUAUGACAGGUGAAGCUUACUCGCCGUCAGAUGCUUUUGAGAAAGAUAUCAUUACUGGGGAUCUCAAGGACAAAAUAACUGAAGCUUACAAAGCAGUCAGUGGUUAUACUCAUGCUGGGAAGAUUUUUUCAGUGUUUCAAGCUAUGGAGGAGAGAAUUCUAGACAGGCAUCGAGGUAAAGCAUUAAUAGAAACGCAGAUCGCUACUGGAGGGUUGAUUCACCCACUGAUUGGAAUUAGGGUACCCAUGGAUUGUGCGCUAGAGCAGGGGCUUGUAAAUCAAGCCACCCUUCAAAGUCUCUAUGAUCCAGUCAGCAACCCAAAAGAUUUUCACUUCGCAGAAACAGGGCAGAAGGCGUACUAUAGCGAACUGCUCAGAAUCUGUGUGUAUGAUGUCCAUGGUGGAGUAUAUCUUCUUCCUUUUGGUGACCAGCAUCUGUACACCCUCUCACCAUCCAGCAAACACAGGAUAUCGGUCAUCGACACUUCUAAUGGUGCGAAAAUGUCAGCCUACGAAGCAUAUAAGGCCGGCCACAUUGACAAGAGAACUUACCUAUUUCUCUCACAACAAGAGAGCGAAUGGCAAGAGAUAACAAUCAUGGACUCAAGUAGGAACCUUCUACACAUCCUAACAGACCCUAAGAGUGGGCGGCAGCUUUGCAUUGAAAAUGCUCUUAGUCUGAAAAUACUCCAAAUGGAAGAGCUCAACAGCUACCGGAGUGGUCAGCUCAGUAUUUCUGAGCUCGCUGAUCUUUUGAUUUCCAGAAGAGUUGUCUUUAAAGUUCCAAACAGUCCCGUUGCAGGACUCUGGGAUGUUUCUUUGAAGAAACGACUCCCGGUUUUCAAAGGACACCAGCAGAACCUUGUGGACCGACUCACCGCGCUGAGGUUGCUAGAAGCUCAGGCUUGCACUGGAGGCAUCUGUGAUCCAGCAUCUGGAGAAAGGGUUCUGGUUAAAGAAGCACAACAUCGAGGACUCUUGGAUGAAGGUUUUGCCAGACAGCUCCAGCAAUGUGAGCAAGCCUAUUAUGGUAUCAUUCACCCUCAGAAUGGAAAGACUUUGACUGUGGCCCAGGCGAUGCAAGAGAACCUUUUCCCGAAAGAUGUUGGAGUGAAGUGUCUUGAGUUUCAACUGGCGACUGGUGGGCUCAUUAACCCAGAGAGCCAAGAGAGAGUCUCUUUGGAGGAUGCGAUACAGAAUUGCUUGAUCGACAAAGCAACUGCUGCACAUCUUCAACAUGACAAUUCCCAUUCGAAAUGUAUCACCUGCCUCAAAACCAAGCGAAAAAUGUCUUUCAAGGAAGCUCUAGAAAAGAGUGUCUUUGACAGCCACACUGGGUUUGUCCUUCUUGAAGCAACAAAACCCCAUAGUACUGGCAAUACUUCAUCGUUCCAAUACUUCUGGACCUAUCGGCACUUCAGGUCUGUUGAGGAUGAGAAGAAAGAGCAUGGCGAUAAGAUUAACAAGUUGUUAAAUUGGAUGAAAACGAAUCCAAACAAAGAUGGAAAGGCUCAAAGUGAUAGCAAACCCAGCACUGAGGGCACUAGUAAGCCCCAGAUGUCAUUGGAGGAGAUGGUGACAAAGAAGGAACAAAUUGGAGAAGCAUUGAGAACUACCCAGCUGAUGCUAACCAAACACAGUGACAAAAUGACUGAAGAAGAAAAGCAAGAAGCAAAAGAACAGCUGAAAUCUCUUCAUCAGGCAUACAGCGAGCUCUCUCAACAGAGUGCAGAUGCAGCUUCCUCAGCUGAUCAGGCACUGCAGGUCAUCCAAGGGAUUCUGGAUGUUGAAAGUGGAGCUGUCAUGUCUGUGUGUUACUCUGUGAACAAUGGCUUCAUCGACCAAAACACAGGACUUGGUCUUCUAGAGGCACAGCUUAUAACCACUGGACUCAUUUGGCCUGAACAGCACUUGUAUAUGGACUUAGAGGAAGCAUUCAAGAACAAACUUGUGGAUGACGCAAUGCGCAAGCAACUGCAAGACUUGAAUGAAACUAAAAAAUGUCUUCAGGAUCUUCAGUUUGCUUUAGAACCCUUGCCGGUUAUGGCAGCACUGGAAAAUGGGGCUAUAUCUGAGCAAACAGCUAUGAAGGUCAUUGAAAUCCAGCUAGCGACUGGAGGGUUAAGACUGACAUACACUGGUGAUAUUCUACAUCUGGAAGGGGCUUUUCAACUUGGCCUGAUACCUCAGUCGCUCUUUAUCCAGAUAUUGGAGAGGAAGGACACAUGGAAGAACUUGAUUGACCCCAACACUGCAGAAAAAGUCACACUUAGUCAGCUUGUGCAGAGAAGCAUGGUGCACGAGCCGACAGGACUUCGCCUGCUUCCAGUGAAACGUGGAAAAGAUGGAACUAUAUCCCUGACAUCUGGAAGAGAGAUCAACAUUAUGAAAGCCAUGCACGAGGGCGUCAUUGAUAGAGAGACCAUGUUUCGGUUGCUGAGCACCCAGUUGUUUGCAGGAGGCAUAGUUGACACCAAAACUGGCCGAAAGCUGACUGUUGAGGAGGCCUUAUCUGAGGGUCUGAUCGAUCAGGACACUGCGAGUGAGAUACUGAGCCAUCAGGCCCAAAAUGGUGGCAUUGUUAAUCCUUGCAACGGGGCGAGACUUACAGUCGAUGAGGCUGUCCAGUGUGACUUAAUAAGCUCCAGCAGUGCGUUGUUAGUUCUGGAGAGACAGAAAGCCUUCAUGGGUCUCCUUUGGCCUAACGCUGGUGAAAUUCUCUUGUUCUCCACCUCUCUUCAGCAAAACAUAAUCACAGACAAACUGGCGUCUGAGCUGCUGCGUAACCGGCACAAAAUAACAGCCUUGUACAUACCUGAAACCUCUGAGGUAGUUGACAUUGAUUCUGCGGGGGAGAAUAACUUAAUUGAGACAUUUACAAAAGAGUUGUUGAAGAUGAUAGAAAUCCCAGAUGUGGUCCCUGAUAUAGAUGAACUGAAUAACAGGUUUUCAUCCUGGCUGGUAAUGCGAGAGCUUCAAAUCGAUGGAUCUUGUUCAUCCGGUGAAGAAAUCAGUGACGAAAACAGCUCAGAUGGACCAUCUCCCUCUGAGGCAAAACAGUUAUUUAUUUCCUACCUCAUAAUGAAUAGCUAUAUGGAUCCAAAGUCAGGCCAAAGGCUGUUGAUCUUUGAUUGGCAGUUAAAUAAAAUGGCUAAAUUACUCUUUGAAACAUCAGAAUCAGAUGUAGAUGAGAUUAGCGGACUUUUUAUGAAUGUUUCAGAAGAGCCUCCACUGAAUAACAGCAUUCCUGACAAUGCCAACGCUAGUCUGAAUGUCGAUUAUGGUGCUUUGGGAGAAUUGCAAAUAUGUGAAUCUUUGGAAAGCACAACAGAAGAAGAGCAUGAAGUGGUGAAUUCCAAUGCAUUACAGAAUUGCCUAAAACCUACUCUACCUUCUGAAUCGGUUGUAAAUACUGUAGAAACAGAUCACAAAUGUGAUAUUUUCCUAGGCAGUGUUGAACAUAUGACUGUAAUUGAAACUAACAAACUGCCUAAGGAUUCUACAAGUUCAUACACAGACAAGUGCCAAUCAGACAUAAGUGACGUAGCUUCCACUCAGCCGUCGAAUGCAAUGCAGUUACAACAAACAGCCUUUUCUAUAGCAGCAACUGCCUCAAGUCUGUGCUCGAUGGUAGCAAAUCCUGAAUGUCAUGAUGCCAGUAAAGACCAGGAAAAACAUUCAAAACACUCACCACUAUUGUCCAGUGACACAACCAGCUAUACAGAAGUGCCCUCUGAAUUUCCACAUACAGAUGUUGUGUGGGAUGACAAAUUUGAGAGAGAUUAUGCCAUCCAUCUUCUUAGGGCACAAGUGGAGGAAGGUGGGAUUUUGGAUGUCACCUCUGGAAAACGGUAUGACCUUGCAGCUGCUCUCGAUAAAGGCCUUAUUGAUGAAGAGACUGUCUUAGAAGUACUCGCACUGCAGCUUCAAGAGGAUGGUUUGAAAGAGAACGAAAAUGCUGCUUUGUCAGUUCUGAACAUUUCUGUCAGUAAAGGCUGCAUCUCAAGUACGGUAGCACUACAGAUAAUGGAAAAGCAGAACCUUCUUGGUGGUUUCUAUGAUGCAGCAGUUGGAAGAACCAUUAGCGUUUGUGAUGCUUUAGAGACGGGUCUGAUUACUGAUGAUCUCAGCAGAAGGGUUCUCUCUUCAGAGGCAAUCAGGAAGGCCAUCAUUGAUCCAGAGGGGAAGUGUGUGCUCAGUGUAUAUGAUGCCCAUCAGUCUGGGAUGUUGGAUGAUGAAGAAGCUGAGAGAAUGCUACAUUCACAGCAGAAUGAAAGGGAAGACAUCAUGGUGCCUGAUUUAGCAAAAAGAGGACAAAUAAGCUUGAGAUCAGAUGAAGCCACACAGGUAUCUACCGACAUAGCAUGUGUGAGCAGUAGUCAGGAUCUUCUGUUACCCACCAUUUGUGGCAUGCCGUCUAAAGCCAUUUCAGCAAAAGACGAUAUGUUUGAUAAAGUUUCUGAGACUAAUGAAAUAGGGGAGGAUUGUGAUGUACGAUGUGGUAAUUUCAAGACUAUGGAUUCUAAAAAUGAGAUAGACACAACAGAUGAAAGAAAAGGAAGUUUCACUUUGGAAGGAAAUGAGAUAAAAAGGCCAAAUAACAGCGUAGACCCUUUUGUUGUUGAUGUUUCUUGUGAAACUGUAAGCCCUUCACCAUGUAUCAGGCAGAUGGCAUAUCUUGAGACUACGGCGAGUCAGGUUGUUAGUCCUGUGCAGAGUGACUCUAGAAUAUCGUGUUCAUCACAAAGUGAUAUCUGCUCCGAAGAAAGGAAAUCAGAGAGUAUACUUAAUCCUGAACAGGAAUUCAACAGGUCCAAAGUGGAGUCUGAAACAACAAAUGCAUGUUUUGACAAAGGUCUCUCUGAGAGCUUGAGCACUUCGCUACCAAUGGUGGAAGAUGUUGGACAAGUUAGAAUACUUGCAGAUGCACAGUCAACCUCGUCUUUAUGUUGUGCAAGUGCCAAGUCACCAAUGGAGACUGCAACAGAGGUGGAUUUAAGUACUGAUGAUCAGUCCAAAUUAGCUCAUGAGAAAGUGCAUGCAUCAUAUGAAGUUGAAUAUGCCAAUAAUGUAAGUGAGGACCUAGAUCAUGAGCAUUCUGAUGAGGAUUCAGGUGCGUUUAGUUCAGAGAAUAGAGUACUAGAGAUGGUUAAGUAUGAGGACAUGUCAGAAAUGUUCAGAAAUGCACCAAAAACAAAACCUGAGCACAGAGUGGUCUGUACAGAAAGCAGUAUUGAUUGUAAGGUAGAAGAGAGUGAUGACAUUGAAGACUCUGUGGGUUUCAAAGGAUCCGAGGACACAUGUCAGCUCAGUUUGAUAGAUUUAGCUGGAUCAACAGUAAAUUCCAAGCAGUUGCCACUCGAAAUUGUUACUAAUUCUAGUCAAGUUGAUUCAAGUGGAGGUAAUCAUAACAUACAGCAUCCAAGUGAGCAAGGCAUAUUUUGUAAUCAUGUAGCCCCAAAGGCCACUACAAAAGAUGAGUUAGCCAGGUCAUCUGAAUCAGACUUUACAAGUCACAAUGAUAAACGAGUAAAAGAUGUGGUAGAAAUGCUAGAGUCAUCCUCGGGUCAAUCUUCAGAGGAUAUGUUCGCAGAAUCCAAUGAAUUGCAGUCUGCCCGCCAAAUUCCAAGUCCUUCCGUCAAAAUCAUGCUUGAUCAGAAUAGCGAACAAAGUGCAGACAUCUUCAACCAGUCUCAAGCUGGAGAUACAGUGGUUGCUGAAGAUGUACACCAGGAUGACCUUCAUUUACCUUACAUAGCGAUGGCCGAAGAUGAAAGUUUACCGAAAUCAAUGGGAAGCAGGGAUUUAAAGUAUUUUUUAAAUGCGUUAAUCCAAAUGAAGAAGGAUGGAGCAAGUAUGGAAAAGACUCAAAAACAAAAAUGCCAAGCCAUCGAUAGCAUUAUUGAAAUUAUUCAGCACCACUCUGGAAUCUCACCAACCAAUCAUCCCAACUCAAAUGAGAGAGGUGGGGAUCCAGAUAUCCUUUUGGAUUUGAAAAAACAUGAAGGACCAAGAGAAGCUCAGAACUGGCCAUCUAAUGAGAGUAAUGAUGAACUAAAGCAUCAGACUGAUCUGCUGGUGAUGAUUCAGAGGAUCUCCACAAGCAGAGAUCAAGAAAUGCUCAAGGAAGUGGAUGGAAGGCUAAGCAGUUUUUUGGAGCGUACUGCCCUGAGAGAUGAAAGCAUGGAAGCUAAAAGCAUUGCUGUUCCAACCACAUAUGCUGCUGCUACAGAUGAUGCCUUCCAGCCAACCGGCUUUAUCCACCAGGUCUCCAUGGCAGAGGAUCCAAACAUAAAGCAAACAGAUGGCGUCAAACCGAGAAGAUAUUCCACCCAGAAUUACUUGGAAUGUGUUGGGAGGCUUCAGGAUCAUUGCGAUACUCUUGAAGAUAUAAAAAGUGACUUGCAGACCAAGGGUCCAUUAGCAGAAGACAUUGAGGGGUUGCAUAGUCAGUUAGAGGAAGUUCAGUCUCUGGAAGCACAGAUUGCUGCUCUUCCUGACUUGCUUACAGCAGAUUUGAGCGUAGCAGAGCAACUUCUGAAUUCCGCUGAUGAGCUCAUUCCCAUGCAAAUCCACCAAGAUUUGGCUGCAGUCAAUGUAGAUUUACAGAAUGCUUUCACAGAUGUUUGCCACUUGUCAGCUGAGCGAAGUAAUGCUAUUCUACUAGCCGUUGACACAGUGAAGAUCCAUUUGGAAACCUCAUAUCAAGAUUUGCUAAGCUGUCUUGAUAAGGUCUCAGCUUGCAUACAAGACAAUUCUGAGAUGGUGUCUAAGCUUGAUUUCAUGGAUGCUGAUAACAUAGAAAGAACUAAGAACAAGGUUCAGCAAAAUAAGGACAUAGAGAAAGACUUAUCAGGAACCCGGCAGCUCCUGGAAGACGCAGCUUUUGAUAUCCAAAACUUCAUUUCUGGGCAUGCUCAGUUCCUGAGUCCGACUCGUAGCAGAUACCUUCUAAGGGCUCUCAGCGCUACCCAGAGAUCUUACAAAGAGCUCAUGGACAGAGCCUUCACUCAGAGACAAACUCUAGAGGUCCAACUGGAGAUCCGUGAGGAGGAGAAUCAGCAGAAGGCUGCUGUGGAGAAGCAGAGGGAGUUUUCAGAAAAGCUGCAGGAGCUGUUUGAUGAUCUGACACAGACAGAAAACCGCCUCAUUGGCCACCAGCAGCAGGCUGCUAGUGCAAAGACUGUGGGAGACCUCCAGCAAUACCAACAAGAGCAUCAGGCUCUACAGAAAGACCUGCAGGCUAAUGCCAGUGCUCUCAAUGAAGUCAUCAGUAGCACAAAGAAGUUUCUGGAAGAGAAUCGUAGCAAACUCACUCCAGAGCAAAUAUCGGCUCUUGAAAACAAACUGGAGGAAUUGAAGAGCAAAGUGAACACGCUUAACCAGAGAGCAGAAGAGUCAAGGAAAGAUCUAGAGAAAGUUUUGACCAGUGCUAUCAAGCAGGAGACUGAGACGGUAGUAGCUGUUGAACAACUUGAAGAGAGCAAAACUAAGAUCGAGGGUCUUCUAGACUGGAUCUCUAACGUUGGGAAAGAGAAAGAAAUGGGUGGAAUACAAAAGGACCAGAUGGUUAAACAGAAUGGAAACAUGCCUGAGAACACAUCAGUGAAGAGAAUAAUUGGAGAGGAAGAUGAUCCUAAUGGAAAUGCAUUAGAUACUACAGACAACACAAGUCUGCGUACUGGCGAAAAACAAGACGGUAAAAACCUGGACCUGGACCAGCAGUUUAACAGGGUUCAAGCCCACCACCAGGAGAUCUUGUCCCAACAGCAGAAUCUGAUCAUCGCCACACAAUCAGCACAAGCGUUACUCGACAAACAAGCUCAAGUCUUGUCACCCGCUGAAAAAGACAAGUUACAGAGGGACAUUAAAGAGCUGGAGGGUCGCUACAAGGCCUCUCUCACGCAGGCCGAGCAGCAGAUGAAGCAGGUCCAGACUGUCCAGGAGGAGCUUCAGAAGUUCAAGGGGGACUGUGAGGAGUUUGAGACGUGGCUACAGCAGGCCACAGGGGAGAUGGAGGAGCUCGGUGCGCCCGCUGCUGCUCUGGACACUCUGAGUAACAAUCUACAGAGACAGAAGAGUUUCUCUGAGGACGUCAUCUCUCAUAAAGGAGACCUGCGUUUCAUUACCAUCUCCGGUCAGAAGGUGCUGGACGCAGCAAAGGCCUGCGAUUGUAGUGAAUCUGGGGGAGCUGGUGGCCUGCCAGUGGUUGAAAUGUCCGGGACUUGUGCUGCAGUGAAAGAAAGGCUGGAUUCUGCCGCCAGUCGCUACAAAGCCUUGCAUAUGCAGUGUAAUCAGCUUGGAAAUAACCUGAAAGACGUGGUGGACAAGUACAAGAAGUAUGAAGAUGCCAGUGGUGCUCUGGUGAAGUGGCUGAAUGUCUCUGAGGAAGAGUCCAGAAGGCAGCAGUCAGAGCCCAUUGCUGGAGACCCACAAACCCUACAGAGACAGCUGGAGGAGACCAAGAAUCUUCAAGGGCAAACAACGUCCCAUCAGGCUGCGGUGGAUUCGCUGAGAAAAACAGCUGAUGCUUUGAUCAGCACAGAGGGAGACUUGCUGUCCCAUCCAGAGGAGAUUCAGGAGACAGUGGAUGACAUCAUAGAGAGAUACGACAACCUGUCGAAGUCAGUGAGUGACCGCAAUGAGAAGCUGCAGGUGACUCUGACGCGCUCUCUGAGUGUUCAGGACGGCCUGGAUGAGAUGAUGUCCUGGAUGGAGAAGGUGGAAGAGAGCGUGAAGGAGACGCCAAAAGUGCCGCUGGACUCCAGCUCUAUUGCAGAUGCUCUUAGCAAGGAGGCAGCUCUGGAGCAGGACAUGUCCAGCAGGCAGAGCAGCAUCUUGGCCAUGAAGGCAAAGGUGAAGAAGUUUGUGGAGAGCGCUGAGCCGGCCGCUGCCAUCCUCCUGCAGGCUAAGAUGGAGGGCUUGUCCCAGCGGUUUACUGACGCCUCUGAGCGGCACAAGCAGAAGGUGGCUCAGAUGGAGGAGCUCAGAGACAAGGUGGAGCAGUUUGAAAAGACAUCUGAGAAGGUGCAGCAGUUUGUACUGAAGAGCUCACAGGUGCUCUCCGAGACAGACGGGCCAGGAAAGAACGUCGCUGAGCUCUUCCAGCUUGUCCAGGACACAAAUGCAGAGUUAGCCGAGCACGCAAAGGACAUGGAAACGCUCCAGAAACUGACUGAGGAACUCGGCAAGCUGGGUCCAGAAGGAAGCACAGCUCUUCUUCAGAGCAAGAUGCAGAACAUCUCUGACAACUUUAAUGCUUUUAAAGAGACAAUUACUGAGAAAAAAGAGGAGGUUUCAUCCUGCCAGAAGCAGCUGCAGGAGUUCAAAGCUGCCACAGGGGUGUUAAUGAAAUGGCUGGAGGAGACAAAAGAGCAAGUGCCAGUGCUUCAGCCCAACUGCAGUGAACAGGGCCUGGGAACAGACCUGCAGAAAGUCAAUGGCUUAUUGGGCGAUUGGACCUCCAAAGCUCCUGCAGUCCAGGAUAUAAAUAGCAAAGGAUCUGCUCUAUGUAGCCUAAUCAGUGUUUUGACAUCACCGGCCAAAGCCAAGAUAUGUCACAACUCAGGAUCAGCUGUCAAUAACGGUUCUGGUCCAGGCAGCCAUUCCUAUCUGACAAACCAAGAGUUGAUGCUGGUACAGCAGAACAUGUCCUACAUUAACAACAAUUACGAACAUCUGGGGGAACUCCUGAAGGCCAGGUCCUCCGAGCUCGGCGCUUUGUUAAAGAGAGUUCUAGGUGUCCAUGAUCAGGCUGAGUCUUUACGUCAGUGGAUGGAAGACACAAAGAAAACGGCAACAUCAUUGAGCAACCAUCCUUCUGGGAAAGACACAGUAAAAUCACAGAUAGAGCAACAGAAGGUCUUUGAAGAUAAUAUGAAACAAAAGCAAGUGCAGCUUCAGCAGCUCAGGGAGAAUCUGCUCCGUUUAAUUGAGGAACACCCUGAUUCACCCGAGGCAGAACAGUGGAAGCACAUGCUGGCACAGAUAGACGCAGGAUGGGAGGAGGUCAGGGGCACAAUGGAGAUCCGGAAACAGCACCUGGAGGAGUCGUCCCGCAUGCUGGAGCUCUUCCAGACGACCCAGCCGCAGCUCUCGCAGUGGCUGCAGGAGAAGGAGUUGAUGAUGGGCGUCCUGGGGCCUCUGUCUGUGGAUCCAAACAUGCUUAACACACAAAAGCAGCAAGUCCAGAUUCUCCUCAAGGAGUUCGACAGCCGCAAACCUCAGUAUGAGAAGUUAACCGAGGCGGCCACAGCCAUCGCUAGUGCGUCAGAGCAGCAGGAUCCUGCCGUAGAGCAGGUUAAAGAACAGCUGGCAUCUGUUUCCCAGAAGUGGCAGGUCCUGACAGGUCAGCUGUCUCAGAGACAUGCUCUCAUUGAGCAGGCUGUCGGUAAGACCACUCAAUUCCAGGAGCUUUUGCAAAGCCUCAGUAAAAGUGCCACUUGCCUGGAGACUGAACUUAAUAACCAGCAGGCACUCAGCACCCAACCUGAUGAAGUCAAGAAGCAGAUUGAAGCCACUAAUACAAUCCUGGCUCAGCUACGAGAGGAGAAGAAGAGGCUGAAGGAGGCAGAAACUGUCUGCUCUGAGCUCUCUGCCAUGGUGACUGAAGAGUAUCUCAGAGCAGACUUGACAAAACAGCUUGAGGGCAUCACUAAACCAUUUAGACAACUUGAGGACAAAGCAGGAAAGUGGAUUGAGCAGCUCAACUCAGCCUUCGCCAGCUCCCAGCAGUUCCAUCAGACAUCGAAGGACUUCCAAGCCUGGCUGAAUCAGACUCUGCAGGAGCAGUGUAAGCCACAGCCCAUCUCUGCUAAUGCAGAGAAGUUAAAACAGAGUCUCAAGGAGAACAGUGCUUCUCAAAAGGCCAUUAGUGAGCAUGAAGAACCUUAUAACACCAUCAUUAAAGAGGGAGAAGCUCUCCUCCAGAGCACGGAGGGGGCAGAAAAGGUGGCCCUUCAGGGACAGCUCUCUGCUCUAAAGUCCAGCUGGGACGAUGUGAAGAAAGGUAAUGCUGAGCAAGCAGAAAAGCUUCAAGGGGCCUUGGAGAGGGCACUGAAGUACAAAGAACACUAUGAGAAACUGAGCUCAUGGUUGCAAGAGGUUGAAGACAGGGAGAAGUAUGUGAAGCUCAGCGUGAACUCGGUGGAGAUCGAGGGCUCCCUCUCGCAGUUGAAGGCCAUCCAGAAAGACGUUGAGAAGCAUAGAGGGCAAGUUGUGAUGAUGAACGCAGCUGCAGACAGCCUUCUGGAGGUAGUCACUUCAGAUGGUGAUUCGGUUAGGGAGGAGAAGGCAGCCAUUGGUAAAAAAGUGGAUAAGCUGACAGAAGAUUUAACGCUCAAAAAAGAAUCGUUAGAAAACAUCUCACAGAAGCUAAAAGAGUUCAACGACUUACAGAAGGAAGCCAAAGGGCAGCUGGAGACUGCCAGGAAACAGUUGGAUUCUCAUUCGGCUUUGGGUGUCCAGGCCUACAGCAACAAGAACCUGACCAACAUGAAGGCUCAGCAGAACAGCUUAGAGGGUGUCCACAACCAGAUUGAGCAUCUCAAAAAUGUUGCAAAAAGUCUUGUGGUAGAUGCCUCUGAGGUGGAAGGUGUGACAGACCUUCUUCUUCAGGCAGACAGCUUGGAAAAAGACCACAUGUCAAUUACCAGAAAGGUAGAGGAUGCUUGCUCCACCUUGGAGGACAAACUCCAGGGCAUUGGACAAUUCCAGGACAGUAUUCGUGAAAUGUUUGCAAACUUUACAGACCUGGACGAUGAGUUCGAUGGGAUGGCUCCUGUAGGCAGGGAUCUUGACACCUUAGGGGAUCAGCAAAGCACUAUCAAAGACUUUAUUGCUAGACUUCAGGAUCUGAUGACCAACACAGCCAAUGGCAGAGACAGUUGCAAGAAGAUGCUGGAGUCAGAGGCCUCCCUAGAUCUCCUGGGUCUGAAGAGAGACUUGGAAACCCUGGGCAAGCAGUGUGGAAAGCUGAUGGACCGAGCCACGGGUAGAAGAGAACAGGUUGAGGAGACCUUCAGUCAUCUGGAGGAGUUCUACGACAAGGCGCAGGAGUUUACCCACAGACUGAGCAGUGCCGAAAAACAAGAGGAGUCCCAAGGGUCUGUUGGAUUGGAAACAGAAGUCAUUAACCAACAACUGGAGUCCUUCAAGGUUUUCCAAAAGGACGUCAUUGAGUCGCUGCAGAGCCAAUUGCAGGAGUUGAACACACUGGGCCAGGCACUGAUCCAAAAUGCCGCCAAAGGCACCAGCACCAAAAAACUUGAUCACGAUCUAGAGGAGGUCAACACCAGAUGGAACACCCUCAACAAAAAAGUUGCGGAGCGAUCUGCACAGCUUCAUGAAGCCCUGCUGCACUGUGGCAGGUUCCAGGAUGCACUGGAGUCCCUUCUCAGCUGGCUCACGGACACAGAGGAGCUGGUGGCCAAUCAGAAGCCUCCAUCAGCAGAAUUCAAAGUGGUGAAAGCACAGAUACAAGAGCAGAAGCUCCUGCAGAGACUGCUGGAUGACCGGAGAGCUACGGUGGAGCUGAUUAAGACGGAGGGACGAAAGGUGACCGACUUAGCUGAUACUGUUGAUAAGGAGAAGAUUGCGAGAGAGAUUGAAUGCCUGGGGCAAAGGUGGGACGCCCUACUUAAGAAAGCUGAGAACAGACAAAAGCAGUUGGAGAAUAUUUUGGUGGUGGCACAGCAAUUCCAUGAGACCCUUGUGCCUUUGACGGAGUGGCUGACAGCUACCGAAAAAAGACUAGCCAACUCAGAGCCCAUCGGCACCCAGACGUCCAAGAUAGAGGAGCAAAUUUCUCAGCAUAAGGCUUUAGAGGAGGAGGUUUUGGGCCGUGGUAAGAUCUUGUACCAGACCAUGAGUCUGGGCCAGUCUCUACGUGCGGUCAGCUGUGCGGAUGACAAGGAGCUGGUGCAGGCAAAGCUUGACAACACGCACAGCAGCUACAUCGAGCUGCAGGAGCAUUGCCGCCAGAAGGCUGAGUUAUUGCGGCAGGCCCUGGCUAAUGCGCAGCUCUUUGGGGAGGACGAAGUGGCCCUAAUGACCUGGCUCGAUGAGGUGCACGGCAAACUGAGCGAAGUCUCGAUCCAAGACUACACGACGGCCGUGCUCUCAAAACAGCAUGCUGAGCAGCUGGCUCUUCAUGAAGACAUUGAGUUGAGGAAACAAAAUAUUGAACAGGCCGUCCUAAAUGGGUUAGAACUGCUGAAACAGACCACAGGCGAUGAGGUUGUCGUCAUCCAAGGUAAACUAGAUGGAAUAAAGACGAGGUAUUCAGAGAUCAACACAAUGAGCAACAAUGUUUCAAAGACUCUGGACAAAGCCCUGUCUCUUGCCACAAAGCUGCAAAACACCCAUGAAGAGCUGAACUCCUGGUUGGAGAAGGUAGAGUCUGAGCUGGCCACGUUUACAGCUCAAGAGCCAGUCGGAGAGCAGCUCACUCACUUACAAGAGAGGCAGAAAACACUGAUGAAGGAGGUUAAGGAUCAGAAGCCACUGGUUGACUCUCUUAAUGAAGUAAGCAGCGCUCUCCUGGAACUCGUUCCAUGGCGAGCAAGAGAAGGCUUGGACAGGAUGGUCACAGAUGACAACGAGCGCUACAGAACGGCUAGCGAUGCCAUUACACAGCAUGUAGACCAGACCGGAGCUGCCAUCUUAAAAUCCCAGCAGUUUGAGCAGGCUGCCACCACUGAGCUUGAGUGGCUGACGGAGGCAGAGAGGAAGUUGUCAUGCCUUGGGGACGUCAGGCUUGAGCCGGAGCAGACCACAGCUCAGUUACAGGCUCAGAAGAGCUUCUCCAUGGACAUUAUGAGACACAAAGAUGCUGUGGAUGCCAUUGUGAAGACCAGCGAGGUCAUUAUGAACAGCAAAGAUGAGGCAGAGAAGCAAGCGCUGAGGAUGAAGCUCCAGACACUGUCAGAGAAAUACAGUGUGGUUAGUCAGCUGAAUUCGGAGCGCUGUCUGCAGCUGGAGAGAGCUCAUUCGCUGGCCUCCCAGUUCUGGGAAACAUACGAUGAACUCUGGCCAUGGCUGCAGGAGACCAGGACUACCUUCACUCAGCUGUCCCAGCCGGCUAUUGAGUACGAAGCGCUUCGACAGCAACAAGAGGAGCUGAGGCAAAUGAGGGAGCUGAUAGCAGAGCACAAGCCACACAUCGACAAGAUGAAUAAAACUGGACCUCAGCUUGUGGAGUUGAGUCCCACUGAAGGGCUGCCAAUCAGAGAGAAAUACGAGACCGCAGAAAAACUGUACAGCCAGCUGAAAGUCGACGUCAAGCACAGAGCAGCUGCCCUGGAUGAGGCCAUCUCCAAAUCCACUCAGUUCCAUGAUAAGAUAGACCCCAUGCUGGAGUCUCUGGAGCGCAUCGCUGAACGCCUGCGCCAGCCUCCAUCCAUCUCUGUCGAGGUGGAGAAGAUCCGAGAGCAGAUAUCGGAGAACAAAGCGGUGAAUGUAGACCUGGAGAAACUUCAGCCGUCCUAUGAGACCCUCAUGCAGCGAGGAGAGGAGAUGAUCGCUCGCUCCGAAGGAGCAGACAAGGACCUUUCAGCCAAAGCUGUUCAAGAUAAGCUGGACCAGAUGGUGUUUCUAUGGAAUGACAUCCAAGCUCUUCUGGAGGAAAGAGAGGCCAAGCUCCUGGAUGUCAUGGACUUAGCUGAGAAGUUCUGGUGUGAUCACUGUGCUCUCAUCGUCACCAUCAAAGACACGCAUGAUCUGCUGAAAGAGCUGGAGGAGCCUGGAGUCGAUCCUUCAGUGGUCAAGCAGCAGCAAGAGUCUGUGGAGGGCUUUAGAGAAGAGAUCGACGGGCUGCAGGAAGAACUGAAUGUGGUCCAGAAUCUGGGGGCGGAGCUUAUGACAGCGUGCGGAGAACCUGAUAAACCAGUGAUCAAGAAAAGUAUAGAUGAGGUGAACUCAGCUUGGGAAAUCCUGAAUAAGGCAUGGAAAGAGAGAGUAGAGACUCUAGAGGAAGCCAUGCAAGCUGCAGUGCAGUUCCAGGACAGUCUCCAGAGCAUGUUUGACUCAGUGGAUAUUAUGGAAGGCAAACUGGAUUUGAUGUCGCCCGUGGGCACGGACCUGGAGACUGUGAAACAGCAGAUUGAGGAGCUGAAGGAGUUCAAAGGUGAUGCGUACCAGCUACAGAUCGAGAUGGAAAGGCUGAACCAUCAGACCGGGCUCCUGCUGAAGAAGGUGGUAGAGGAAGCCGACCGCAAUUCCAUCCUGGAGCCAAUGAAUGAGCUGAAAAUGCUCUGGGACAACCUGGAUAAAAAGAUCAUCAACAGACAGCACAAGCUGGAGGGAGCGCUGUUGGCUCUAGGGCAGUUCCAGCAUGCUUUAGAUGAACUUCUGGCUUGGCUCACUCAUACUGAAGAGCUGCUUAAUGAACAGAGGAAGGCCUGCGGCGACCCCAAAGCCAUCGAGAUCGAGCUCGCAAAGCACCACGUGUUGCAGAAUGAUGUGCUGGCCCAUAAGACCACGGUGGAGGCGGUGAACAAGGCCGGCAGUGACCUCAUUGAUUCCAGUGCUGGAGAGGAGGCGCGAGGUCUGCAGAACAAGCUGGAGAACCUCAACCAGCGCUGGAGGACUAUCCUGGAGAAGACGGAGCAGAGAAGACAGUUUCUGGACAGUGCCUUGCUGCAGGCUCAAGGUUUCCAUGGUGAGAUUGAAGACAUGCAGCGGUGGCUGAAAGACACAGAGCGUCAGCUGUUAGCAUCAAAGGCCCUCGGAGGCUUACCAGACACGGCCCGAGAGCAGCUUAACACCCAUCUGGAGCUCUGCAGUACACUGGAAGCCAAGGAGGAAAUAUAUAAGCAGCUUCUUGACCGAGGGCAGCAGAUUUUGGCCUUGACCCCUGAGGGUCAAGACAGCACCACUGAACUGGACCUUCGCAACCUGCAGGAGAAGUGGGAAUGUGUUCAGGCCAAAGUGACAGAGAGGAAGGUGAAACUGGAGGAGGCUCUGGCGAUGGCCACAGACUUCCAUAACUCACUACAGGAUUUCAUAAACUGGCUGACGCAGGCCGAACAGACCCUUACUAUGGUCUCCCCUGCCUCCCUCAUCCUGGAGACCGUCAUGUUCCAGAUAGAUGAGCAUAAGGUGUUUGUGACUGAGGUGAACUCACAUCGGGAUCAGAUCAUCGAGCUGGAUAAGACAGGAACACACCUCAAGUACUUCAGUCAGAAACAGGACGUGGUGUUGAUCAAGAACCUCCUGCUGAGCGUUCAAGGCCGCUGGGAGAAGGUCGUGCAGCGAUCAGUGGAGAGAGGACGCCUGCUGGACGAUGCCAGGAAACGUGCCAAACAGUUCCAUGAGACCUGGAACAAACUGAUGGAGUGGCUGGAAGAGUCUGAGAGAGCGCUGGACUCUGAGCUGGAGAUCGCUAAUGAUCCGGACAAGAUCAAGAUGCAGUUAUCCCAGCACAAGGAGUUCCAGAAAACUCUGGGCAGCAAGCAUUCGGUGUGUGACACCACCAGUCGCACGGGCCGAGCUUUGAAGGACAAGACCUCCUUGCAAGAUGACAACCAGAAACUGGAUGACAUGCUCAGUGAGCUCAGGGACAAAUGGGACACAGUCUGCGGGAAAUCUGUGGAGAGGCAGAAUAAGCUGGAGGAGGCUCUGCUGUUCUCAGGUCAGUUCACAGACGCACUGCAGGCUCUCAUCGACUGGCUCUAUAAAGUGGAACCACAGCUUGCUGAAGAUCAGCCCGUGCAUGGAGACAUAGACCUCGUCCUGAACCUCAUCGACAGCCAUAAGGGUUUCCAGAAAGAGUUGGGCAAAAGGACUGGCAGCGUGCAGGCUUUGAAGCACUCGGCCCGUGAGCUUAUUGAGAGCAGCCACGAUGACUCGUCCUGGGUCAAAGUUCAGAUGCAAGAGCUGAGCACGCGCUGGGAGACGGUGUGCAGCCUCUCUGUGUCCAAACAGACACGGCUCGAGCAGGCACUGUGUCAGGCUGAGGAGUUCCACUCCACUGUUCAUAUCUUACUGGAGUGGCUUGCAGAGGCCGAGCAGAGCCUUCGCUUCCACGGUGCCUUGCCUGACGAUGAAGAAGCCCUCCGCGCUCUCAUUGAACAGCACAAGGAGUUUAUGAAGAAGCUGGAGGAGAAGCGACUGGCCCUGAAUAAAGCCACAAGCAUGGGAGAGGCAAUCCUGUCCAUCUGCCACCCAGACUCCAUCACCACCAUCAAACACUGGAACACCAUCAUCAAAGCGCGGUUUGAGGAGGUAACAGCCUGGGCACGUCAGCACCAGCAGAGACUCUCCAGUGCUCUGGCCGAACUGCUGGCCACGCAAGAACUGCUGGAGAACCUGCUGAACUGGCUAAAGUGGGCUGAAACCACACUCGGAGAGAAAGACAAGGAACCUCUUCCUCAAGAGUUAGAGGAAGUCAAAUCGCUCAUUGCUGAGCACCAGACAUUCAUGGAAGAGAUGACCAGAAAUCAACCAGACGUGGAUAAAAUCACCAAAACUCAUAAGAGAAAAGCCACAGCGGAUCCUCCGGUUCAGUCUCAAAUCCCUAUUCUAGGGAAAGGACGAACAGCCAGAAAGAGAUCCCCUACACAAUCCAUGUACACCGCAGCAUCACAGGCACAAAUCGAGACUAAGAACCCCCGAGUGAACCUGCUGGUCAGUAAGUGGCAGCAGGUGUGGCUGCUGGCGCUGGACAGGAGGAGGAAGCUCAACGAUGCUCUGGACAGACUAGAGGAACUGAAAGAGUUUGCCAACUUUGACUUUGACGUAUGGAGGAAACGCUACAUGCGCUGGAUGAACCACAAGAAAUCGCGCGUCAUGGAUUUCUUCCGUCGUAUUGAUAAAGACCAGGAUGGCAAAGUCACAAGGCAGGAAUUCAUCGAUGGCAUCCUAUCCUCAAAGUUCCCCACCAGUCGUCUGGAGAUGAGCGCUGUGGCAGACAUCUUUGAUCGUGACGGCGACGGCUACAUCGACUACUAUGAGUUUGUGGCUGCUUUACAUCCCAACAAAGAUGCUUACAAACCAUUAACUGAUGCUGACAAAAUUGAAGAUGAGGUGACUCGCCAAGUUGCAAAGUGCAAGUGUCCGAAACGGUUCCAAGUAGAGCAGAUUGGCGCCAACAAAUAUCGGUUCUACCUUGGAAAUCAGUUUGGAGAUUCCCAGCAGCUGCGGCUGGUGCGGAUCCUGCGCAGUACGGUGAUGGUGCGGGUGGGUGGUGGUUGGAUGGCCCUGGAUGAGUUCCUGGUGAAAAAUGACCCGUGCAGAGCUAAGGGCAGAACCAACUUGGAGCUGCGCGAGAAAUUUAUUCUCCCAGAAGGCACCACCCAGGUGAUGGCCAGUUUCCGCUACAGAGGUCGAAGGUCACGGCCGUCCUCAAGAGGUGCCUCCCCUAACAGAUCCAAUUCUAGUUACAGCUGUCCCGCACAACCCAACCCACCCGGCUCCAGCACACCCAAGACUCCCCAACAUUUAACCCGCAAUUAUGAUAAACCCUGGCUGACAAACAGCAAAUCAGCUACUCCUCUUAAAUCAUCUGACUCCUUUGACAGCCAAGGGUCAUCCAAUGAGAGCACCCCUAUUCAGGGAAGCAAGCUUCGUCUUCCAGGCUAUUUGUCAGGAAAAGGCUUUCAGUCGGGAGAGGAUGGGACCUUGAUAAACGCUGCAGUCAUGAAGGCCAGAGGUCAAGCCAUGGGGUUGAGUAAGAUCCCAAGCAGGCCUGGCAGCAAAGCAGGAAGCCGCGGGAGCAGCCGCCGUGGCAGCGAUGCCUCAGACUUUGAUAUUUCAGACAUCCAGUCGGUGUGCUCGGACGUGUCGGAGACAGUGACAGACUCAGGACGCCCGAUGCCGCGCUCAGCCUCACGCCAACACGGAGGCAAACACUCCAAAAUCCCAACUCCCCAAAGGAGGAGCACUCCUACUAGCAAACUGGCUAAGAAUACCAAGAGAUAGUCAACAGUCCAGUCCACAGAAGCGGCCAGGAUCUGGGCCUCUGUUCUGACAGCACUGGGUUAGCGCACACUAAACCGAGACUGGACAGACGUAGAUUCACACUACACACUGCAAAGUGUUAUUGAUUUUAAAAAGCGUAGCAAGAUGUAAAUUAUUCUGUUGUGGAAAAGGAAGUUCAUGUGGAGUGUAUGUGUGUGAGUGUGUGUGUGGAAUGCAGUGGCUUUGUGCAUUUGUCCUGUACUUUGUGACUGUUGCGUCAUUAAUAUUUUGUUUAUUGCUGGGAAAGGCCAGCGAACACAAGAAGACUAUGUUAGGUAAACUAACACUUUUCCACAUGUUUGUGUUGAGGGAGAAGCUGAAUGUACAGUCAUUUCCUCCAGCGGACUUGCUUGUUGGUGAUAAUAUGCCUUUGUAUUCUGCCAGGACACCACAAUUAUUUAUUCAUCUAUUUAAAGUGCAAUGACAAGCUGCUGUUAUGCAUUUAAAGGGCAAUACAAUACCACUGCUACACUACAACUGUAACCCCUGCUAUCAUACACUACAGUUAAUCCAGAUCAUGGCCUUUAAACUUGCAUAUAAAACACCCGUCUAGCACCCGUAGUAAUGUUCGUUUCGAUCAAAUCACAGAUUGCGUGCCACUUUACUGUGACUAGAACUUUCUGACUAAAAACAUUCAUAAGUGCAAUCAUGCCUGUGUACUCUAUGGUUCCUUUUUGCCUGAUUGAUCCAAAUUACUCAACUUUUUGUAAUAAAUAUGCUUGCAGAAAGCUCGACAAUAUAUACAACCUUCAAAGUCUCACUUGUUGUU
This is a messenger RNA of Sinocyclocheilus anshuiensis, 28505 nucleotides long. RefSeq names its product dystonin-like. The coding region runs from base 146 to 27697 and encodes 9183 amino acids. NCBI's taxonomy places the organism in Eukaryota, Metazoa, Chordata, Actinopteri, Cypriniformes, Cyprinidae. Gene Ontology annotation, cellular component: focal adhesion; intermediate filament; hemidesmosome. Gene Ontology annotation, biological process: intermediate filament cytoskeleton organization; hemidesmosome assembly; wound healing. The record is from RefSeq and is a predicted model, not a curated record. Gene Ontology annotation, molecular function: structural molecule activity; microtubule binding; calcium ion binding. The transcript has 105 exons.